This is a messenger RNA of Penicillium digitatum Pd1, 2718 nucleotides long. Its product is annotated as putative kinesin family protein (KipA). The record is from RefSeq and is a predicted model, not a curated record. Gene Ontology annotation, molecular function: microtubule motor activity; microtubule binding; ATP binding. NCBI's taxonomy places the organism in Eukaryota, Fungi, Ascomycota, Eurotiomycetes, Eurotiales, Aspergillaceae. Gene Ontology annotation, biological process: microtubule-based movement.
AUGUCUACGGGUUCCGACAUGCCGCAGGCCGCAUCCCCCUACCAGACCUCCAAACUGCGCACCCCAUCCAGCCCUAAGCCAACACUAAAAUCACCUCUAUCCACUUCAAACUCAACUUCCAACUUCAACACGGCCCGGUCAACUUCCGGUGGGCGCACUCCUGGUAGCCCUGACAAAUCUUUGCGCCGAACAAUUAGCAUCGCCUCAUUUCCUCAACCGCCAAAGGCCAGUAGCCGUCCAUCCACAGCAUCAUCGCUCUCUGGGAUCCAAGGUGCUACUUUCAGUGUGCGACCCCAAAGAAGCUCGCGAUUGAGUACAGGAACCACGAGCAGCUAUCGGAGCUCGAAAACUCCAUCACUACUUAACGGCAGUGGAGAGGUGAAAUUCAUAUCAAGCGGAGAUGCGCGAGAUCCAGAGGCGUCUCCAACUCACAGUAGAAGUUCGUCCGCCCAGGGAUCUUGCUCAACGAGUGCGACCACCUUUGAGGAUGCGGAUGAUCCGAUGGGAAAAUCAAUCUCUAAGCCAAAAGAAAUGAAGGGCAAUGUACUGGUCAGCGUGCGCGUUCGUCCCGACAACAACAGUGGAGGAGAGACUCCCCGAAAUCAUGGUGAAUGGUCCAUUGAUAGCCGGCAAAGCCUCAUCUCAUACCGUGGGAAAGAAGGAGGCGAUUACUUUUAUGAUAAUGUCUUUAAUCCGCAAGAAAACAACGCCAAAGUUUAUGAUUCGGCUGCCAAACGUCUUGUCCGGCGCGUCAUGGAGGGUUACCAUGGAACGGUCUUUGCAUAUGGCAUGACGGGAACCGGAAAGACUUUCUCUAUGCAGGGAACAGCAACUUCCCCUGGUGUCAUCCCGCUCGCAAUCACCGACAUCUUUUCCUUCAUCAGAGAGACGCCACAUCGGGAAUUCUUGCUGCGGGUCAGCUAUCUGGAAAUCUACAACGAGAAGAUUAACGACCUCCUUUCCGCCUCCGCUGCUAACGCCCCCGCGGGAGCUCAGCAAGAAGAAAUAAAAUUGAGAGAGGACAGCAAACGAGGAGUGUAUGCAACGCCACUCAAGGAAGAGAUUGUCCAGAGUCCAACGCAACUGCUCCGUGUGAUCGCUCGAGGCGACCAUGCACGACGAACGAGCAGCACGCAGUUCAAUGCACGGAGUUCUCGAAGUCACGCGGUGGUUCAAAUCGUGGUCGAGAGUCGAGAGCGAGUGCCCUCUGGCAGCGCCCAAGAUAAGCGCUCGGGGAUCGCCCCGGGUGGUGUGCGGGUAUCAACGUUGAGUCUGAUUGAUCUAGCUGGCUCUGAGCGUGCCGCUGAUGAUAAGGAACGCCGCACGGAAGGUGCUCAUAUCAACAAAAGUCUGCUCACUUUGGGCACCAUCAUCUCUCGGCUCUCGGAAAACAAAGAUAAACAAGGAAACCCUACGGACCGGGAUGGGAGACAUUUGCCUUACCGAGACAGCAAGUUGACCAGGCUCCUGCAACCAGCUUUGUCCGGUGGCUCGCUUGUGAGUAUUCUGUGCACCAUUCAACUCACAAGCGCGGUCAAUUCGCACACCGGGGAAACUCUGAACACCAUGAAAUUCGCUGCGCGGGCGAAGAACAAUAUUGUCAGUCAUGCCAAAAAGGCCGAGGAGGCUUACAGCGGUGGCGGCGGUGAUUCUGGAAGUCGGGUACUUCUUGAGCGUUAUCGCAUGGAGAUCCAGGCUCUUCGCAGUCAGCUUGACAUCCAGGCCAAAUCCCAGGCGGAGAAAGAACUUAAAUGGGACGAACAGCAGUAUGAAAAGGAAGCACAGGCCCGACACGAGGAACAGGUGCUGGAAAUGCAGUUGGCUCGGACUGCGCUCAAAGAGCGGAUUGAGCAUCUCAAUCGUCUGAUUUUGAGCUCCAAGUCCACCGGUGUAAACUACCAUAACAGCCUCUCUGCAUUUGGACGUCUCUCCCGCAUGUCUGCAACGGAUUCGGGUACGCGGUCACUACGUUCUUCCACAAGCCAAUCUACGUUGGGUGCUGGCCAUUCAUCGACUCGGCCCGUCUCGUUCGCAUCUGUCAACAGCAACGAGGACGAAUAUGAUAUUGGUGAAUUUGGCGAUGGUAAAGCCAGCUUGCAGCGCCAGGUCACUGCGCUGCAGGCUGAUCUCGGUGAUAAAAACCGUUAUAUCUCUACCCUUGAGCGCCGGCUGCUCCAGGCAAGACGGUCCAGCCACUCCCGAAUGUCAGGGGGUAUAAAGCCCGCAAAUCCCACAAUUGCGGAGCAUCCCGAUGUCUCGGCUUUAAUUCGCGAGAAAGAUAUGGAGAUCAAUGAGCUCCGGUUGCAGCUCGAUGAUAAAGAUCGUAUGCUUGCCGCGCUUCGAUCCGCAGCUCGGCAUCGAGACUUGGCUGCUGUGACCAAUGACUCGCAGUCACCAGAGCUGAAGAGCAAGAGUGGGUCUACUGCUGGGGAUGCAGACGGUUUUGUAGGAACCAAUGGCUUCAUUGCGCGGUCUGGGAGUCCAAGCAAGCGUCCCUUGUCUGGUGAAAGUGGAAGGGGGGAGGCGGGAAAGAAUAUGGACGAGGUCUCACGCAUGCUGGAGGAAAUGAUCCAGGGUCGAACAGAAAGUGGGCACCAUGCCAAGAACAGAAGCGUUGCUAGUGACAGCCAACGAGUGUCCUCAUCAGCGGAGGUGCCGAGUCCAAACCCAACUGCUCCCUUGUGGGAUCCGAACCUCAGCUCGCCAUUCCGAGGUUGA